AUGGACUUCCGAGAAACCAUACAGGAUGCUACGAAGGCUACUGAUGCUCCUCCUGAGGCGAAGAAACGGUUCAAACUUGGAGUUCCGGCAUCAGCAUCGUUCAACAGAGAAACAUUCGUUUUUCGACCGUCACACACCUAUAUAUGGGGAAUCUCAGUCUUCAUAAUGGUUGGCAAUGUUUAUUACAACCAGCCCUUAUUGGUUCAGCUCGCUAAUGAUUUCCAAGUGUCGGAAUCUCGGAUCGGUCUAGUUCCGACUUUAACACAGGCUGGAUAUGCUGUUGGAAUGGUUGUGUUAGUGCCCCUAGGUGAUCUAGUGAGGAGGCGGCAGCUCAUCAAUGCUACAAUAGCUCUGUGUAUGAUUUUUACUGCUCUGAUGGCUGGCGGUUUCAAUGCGGUAUUGUUUGAAGUGUUGAGUCUGUUUGUCGGCAUCUUGACAGUCAGUCCACAAAUACUGAUGCCACUAGCUGCUGAUUUAUGUCCUCCAGAACGACGUGGAAGCACUCUAGGAGUUAUCCAGGGGUGUCUUGCACUGGGAAUACUGUGUUCGAGAAUGUUUGCUGGGAUCGUUGCGAACUUUUUCCCAUGGCGUUGGGUAUAUAUUAUCGCAGUCAUCCUGAUGCUGGGAUUACUGAUAGUUCUGUACUUCUUGUUGCCUGACGUGCCACCAACGAUAACUGAUGGAUUGCCAGGAUAUCCAAAACUGAUGCUCAGCCUUGUGGAACUGAUGUUGACGGAGCCUGUUCUUGUACAGAGCUGUGGAUGUCAGUUUUUUCAAAAGGCAACAUUUGCCAUAUUUUGGACCGUUUUGACGUUUUUGUUAUCUGACGUACCCUUCCAGUACUCGACAUUCGUAAUCGGUUUAUUCGCUGUAGUCGGAAUAGCUGGUACCUUAGCCGCGCCUCUCGCUGGCAGAUUAAUCGACAAACAUGGUCCAUACUUGGGUGUUACACUGGGCAUACUCGCUACCACCGUUGGAUGGUGUAUCUUGCUAGGCCUAGGUGGCAAUUACGUCGCUGCGAUAGCCGUCGGUGGCUUUUUGUCGGACUUUGGAGGACAGAUGUCACAAGUUGCAAACCAAACACGUAUUUUUGCAAGGAAGCCCACUGCACGAUCAAGAUUAAAUGCAUUGUAUAUGACGUGUAGUUUUGCAGGGUCUGCAUUGGGCGCUGGGACCGGGACUGCCGUAUAUGCAAGGUUUGGUUGGAGGGGAACAUGUGUCUUAGCGAUAGGCUACCUACUACUGGCUGGACUCUUCCAAGCUGUUCGAGGACCUCGAGCAGCGGGAACACAGUGGUUUGGUUGGCGAGCUCCAGUCGCAGUGGAUGCCAAAGCCACGGCGGACGAGGAAGUGUCCAUACCUCCUGUUGAUAAGGACACGGCGUCGAUAAUGACACCUGACGCUGAAAAGUCGCCUGUCACUGAUACUAGAACUGAAGCUAGAACUUACUCUCCUCCAGUCUCCAGAACUCGGGACUUUGUUUCAAAGUGGUUUAAACCUUCUACGUAG
Synchytrium microbalum is the source of this 1509-nucleotide messenger RNA. RefSeq lists its product as uncharacterized. NCBI's taxonomy places the organism in Eukaryota, Fungi, Chytridiomycota, Chytridiomycetes, Synchytriales, Synchytriaceae. Gene Ontology annotation, biological process: transmembrane transport. The transcript is spliced from 7 exons. Gene Ontology annotation, molecular function: transmembrane transporter activity. The record is from RefSeq and is a predicted model, not a curated record. Bases 1 to 1509 code for a protein of 502 amino acids.